AUGAAGCUCUCUCUGACUUUCGCCUCGUCGCUGCUGGUCGCGGCCGUCGCCGCCCAGAACGGCACCUACACGAACGGCACCUGCACGCCCACCUACAAGAACCCCAAUGCCACCAUUGACGACAGAGUGUCUGACCUUCUUAGGCGCAUGACUAUUGAGGAGAAGACUGCCCAAUUGAUCCAGGCCGAUAUUCGUGACUACCUCAACCUGACCGAUGGCCGCUUCAACCAGAGUGGUCUGGCCUGGGCUGCUGAGAACAGAGCCAACUCCAUCUGGACUGGACUCUACACCAAUAUGUCUACCGUCUCUUAUGGAGCCAAGUUAGCCCAGGACUACCUGUUGCACAACACCACGCUGGGUAUCCCGGCUUUCAUCCAGAGCGAGGGAAUCCACGGCUUUCUUGCCCUCAAUGCCACCAUCUUCAACUCGCCCAUUGCCCACGGUUGCUCGUGGAACCCUGAACUGGUCGAGAAGAUGGCCAGAGUCAUUGCCAUCGAGUCCAAGGCUCUCGGCGUGAACCAGAUCUUUGCCCCCGUGGUAGAUUUGGCUCGUGAGCUGAGAUUCGGGCGUGUGGAGGAGACCUACGGCGAGGACCCCUUCUUGGUCGGCGAGUACGGAUACCACUACACCAAGGGCCUUCAGGAGGAGGGCGUUUGCGCCAUGGUCAAGCACUUUGCUGCCUUCGCUACCCCUGAGCAGGGCGUCAACACUGCUCCCGUUCACGGCGGCCCCAGAGAGCUUCGUACCACCUACCUUCCUGCGUUCAAGCGCGCCAUCUUUGAUGCCGAUGCCUGGAGCAUCAUGUCUUCCUACAACGCCUACGACGGCGUCCCGACUGUGGCCGACCACCAUCUGUUGACCGAGAUUCUCCGCGAGGAAUGGGGCUACGAAUACUACGUCAUCUCCGACGCUGGUGGUACCGCCCGUCUGGCCAACGCCUUCUUCGUUUGCGGAGAGACUGACGAUUCUUGCAUCACCCUGAACGCACUGCCUGCUGGCAACGACGCCGAGAUGGGUGGUGGACGCUACAGCUUCCAGUACAUCCCCGAACUCGUCGCCAAUGGAACUCUGCCCGAGGACGUUGUUGACACCGCUGUUUCCCGUGUCCUUCGUGCCAAGUUCAAGUCCGGUAUCUUCGAGCACCCCUACACCGCUGUCCCCGACGACCAGUUUUUCGACUACAUCAAUACCGAAGAGCACCGCAAGAUUGCCCGCGACCUCGACGCCGAGAGUAUCAUUCUGCUCGAGAACCACAACGAGACCUUGCCCCUGAAGAAGGAUGCCCAUGUUGCUGUCAUUGGUCCCAUGGCUCACGGCUAUGUCAACCCGAGCGCUAACAACACUCAGUACGGCGACUAUGUCAUCCAUACCGCUAUGGAGCGCGGCGUCACUCCCCUCGACGGUAUCCGAGCCGCCAGUGAGGGCACUGUCACCUAUGCCAAGGGUGCUGAGCGCUGGUCCAACGACGAGGCCGGCUUCCCCGAGGCCAUCGCUGCUGCCGAGGCCGCCGACGUCGCCGUCGUCAUUGUCGGGACCUGGUCUCGUGACCAGGACGAGCUCUGGGCGGGUCUGAACGCCACCACCGGUGAACACAUUGACGUCCACGACUUCAAGCUCGUCGGCGCCAUGGGCCGCCUUGUCAAGGCCGUCAUUGACACCGGCAAGCCCACCGUCGUCAUCUUCAGCUCCGGAAAGCCCAUCACCGAGCCCUGGAUCUCGGACGAGGCCGGCGCUCUGGUCCAGAUGUUUUACCAGGGCGAGGAGGGUGGCCACGCGCUGGCCGACAUCCUGUACGGUAACGUGAACCCCUCCGGCAAGCUCUCCGUCGCCUUCCCCUACGACGUCGGCACCACCCCCGUCUACUACGACUACCUCAACUCCGCCCGCGCCUGGCCCAACCCGGGUAAGGAGUACCCCAAUGGCACCUUGGUCUUUGGCAACAACUACGUCCUGUCGAGUCCUCUGCCCCUGUACGAGUUCGGUUACGGUCUGUCCUAUAGCACCUUCGACUACACCGACAUCAGUGUCUCCUCGUCGAGCGUUUCCCCGACCGACACCGUCACACUCAACGUCAAGGUGACCAACAACUCAACCCGCGACGGCGCCGAGGUCGUCCAGGUCUACGUCAAAGACAUGAUUUCUUCCAUCGUUGUGCCCAACAAGGAGCUUCGUGGCUUCUCAAAGGUCUUCAUCAAGGCCGGCGAGACCGCCGAUGUCUCGGUCGACCUGCCCGUCUCCGCCUGGGGCCUGUGGGACAAGAAGCUGCAGUACGUUGUCGAGCCUGGCGACUUCACCGUCUUCGUUGGCUCCUCCAGCGACGAUCUUCGUGGCAACGCCACCGUGACAGUUGUGUAG
Colletotrichum spaethianum is the source of this 2355-nucleotide messenger RNA. Its product is annotated as periplasmic beta-glucosidase. Gene Ontology annotation, molecular function: beta-glucosidase activity. The transcript has 7 exons. NCBI's taxonomy places the organism in Eukaryota, Fungi, Ascomycota, Sordariomycetes, Glomerellales, Glomerellaceae. The coding region runs from base 1 to 2355 and encodes 784 amino acids. The record is from RefSeq and is a predicted model, not a curated record. Gene Ontology annotation, biological process: glucan catabolic process.